AUGUCGCUCCCUACAUCACCAUUUGCUCCUUCAGCAUCACUGCCCGGAACUGGCCAACUGGUACUUUGCCUUCUACCUCCCGGAAAGCAAGUGCUACAGAAAUUUACCUAUCAGUAUCCUCUCAAGCUGAUUGCGCCAGAUCCCCACCACGCCAGCGAUGACAAGCACGUCACGAUCGCUUUCCUCCUAACAUAUGGAGGGGGGCUUGUUGGGGGAGACCAAAUCAGUCUCAAAGUCGAAUUGCAGGAUGCUACACGCCUCGUCCUGCUCACUCAAGGCAGCACCAAGAUCUUCAAGUCGCCCAACAGGUCUGUGGUCAGUAGGCAGAUCUUAGACGUCCAGGUCGGACCUCGGGCAGCACUCUGCUAUCUCCCCGACCCAACCCAGCCGUUUGCCGAGAGUGUCUAUGAGCAGAGACAGACCUUCUACGUGGACCCGAAUGGCAGCAGCAAUUUGUUGGUAUUGGACUGGGUCAGCGAGGGCCGUCGGGCGAGAGGAGAAAGCUGGACAUUAUGGAGUUGGAACGGCAGGAAUGAGGUGAGAGAAAUGGACGAGCGGUCCAGGGGAAGACUGCUCCUUCGGGAUGCCGUCAUGCUACAUGACGAUGAACUGGCUGGGGUAAGCCUUCUCGACAAGGCUGACAACAUGGGUGUCUUUGGCACAUUGAUUGUCUACGGUUCAAUUUUCAAGCAUCUGGCAGACUUCCUCGUUCAGGAAUUCUCCAACCAGCCGCGCAUCGGAGCUAAGAAUUGGGCGGCGAACGACAGUACCACCCAAAGUGAGAAUGCGAAAGAAGUCGAGCUAUCCCGACAACGUGAGCAGCAAGACGGUCUUUUGUGGACUGCCGCUACCGUCCGUGGAUUCGUGCUGGUCAAAUUCGGUGCGACAGAGCUUGAUGGAGCGAGACGGUGGCUUGGGGGUCUGCUCAGAAAAGAGGGCACCGUGGAGAAAAUGUUUGGCCAUCAAGCACUUCUAUGUCUUCGUUGA
Molecule: messenger RNA, 987 nt
Organism: Capronia coronata CBS 617.96
Lineage: Eukaryota; Fungi; Ascomycota; Eurotiomycetes; Chaetothyriales; Herpotrichiellaceae
Exons: 1
Coding region: 1-987 (328 amino acids)
Molecular function (GO): nickel cation binding
Source: RefSeq, a predicted model, not a curated record